This is a messenger RNA of Dendrobium catenatum, 777 nucleotides long. RefSeq lists its product as uncharacterized. The record is from RefSeq and is a predicted model, not a curated record. The transcript has 2 exons. NCBI's taxonomy places the organism in Eukaryota, Viridiplantae, Streptophyta, Magnoliopsida, Asparagales, Orchidaceae. The coding region runs from base 1 to 777 and encodes 258 amino acids.
AUGAUUUUGGACAUCGGCAUUGAGUCGCCGAUCAUCCCGAUUUGGAUCUCCUUUCCGCAUCUUCGUCCCCAUUUUUUCUCACCGAGGAUUCUGUUUGGUCUUGGUGAAUUAUUUGGAAAACCUCUGAAAAUCGAUGAAGCUACGUCGGUUGGCUCUCGUCCGUCGAAUGCUCGUGUUUUAGUCGAACUUGACGUUACUAAAACUUACCCUAAGCAAGUUUGGUUAGGUUCUGAUUCAUUAGGUUAUGUUCAGGAGGUGGUGUUAGAUGUUUUUCCACAAUUUUGUGCUGUUUGUAAAUGCUUAGGGCAUGUAUCGGGUAAGUGUCGUCCUGAUAUUGCUUCUGGGAAUCCUAAUGUUUCGUCUACUCCGGUUGAUAUUCUAUCUCUUAUUUGUACUGUUAAUGUCGAUAAGGGUGUUGCCUCUUCUAUGACGGAAAUUUUGGGCAAUGUUGCUGCAAAUUCUGAGACUGUUUUUGUUGAGCCUGCGGCUGGUUUUUCCCCUGUUAUUUUGGCUGGUGGUGAUGAUGUUCCUGGAUCCGAACUUGCUCAGGUACUGGGUAUGGGUGGUGUUGUGAAUUCUCCUGUUGUUUCUGAACCCGAACUUGCUCAAUUACCUGUCGUUGAUGGCGGGUUGGAGAAUGUAAUUGUUGUGGAGGAAUCUGUUGGGUUAGGGGAUGGCGACAUUGUUUCUGAUGUUGUUACAGUUGGUCUCUCACCAAAUGCCCUUCCUUUUUUUUCCUCCUGCUUUACCGUCGACUAUUAUGGCUCCUUCGUCUGA